Messenger RNA from Radiomyces spectabilis, 1128 nucleotides. RefSeq lists its product as uncharacterized. Gene Ontology annotation, molecular function: ubiquitin-protein transferase activity. The coding region runs from base 1 to 1128 and encodes 375 amino acids. Gene Ontology annotation, biological process: ubiquitin-dependent protein catabolic process; protein ubiquitination; mitotic cell cycle checkpoint signaling. The transcript is spliced from 10 exons. Lineage: Eukaryota; Fungi; Mucoromycota; Mucoromycetes; Mucorales; Radiomycetaceae. The record is from RefSeq and is a predicted model, not a curated record. Gene Ontology annotation, cellular component: nucleus.
AUGCUCGCCGAUCAGCAAGACUCACUAGCAAGCGAACUUACUUGCGCUGUGUGUCAAGAUCUGUAUAAAGAGCCUGUCUCUUUCAUACCCUGUUUACAUACCUUCUGUAGUCAGUGUUCUCGUAACCUGAAAGAUUCUAUUUACGAUGUGUUAACGUGUCCGAUCUGUCGAGAAGAAGUGCAGUAUUCGCGCAAAAACUUUAUGAUCGAAAAUAUUCUGGCGUUGUAUAAAAAGAUGGAACCAAGAACCACAUCAUCCAGUGUCAAGACGGCCAAGGAAGAUUCGGACUGGGAAGUCAUAGCAACUUGUACAAAUGGAAUAGCCAGCAUGAGUACCACAGAAGAUACAAAUCCACACAUCCACGAUUGCACCAGAGCAGGCUCUCCAUCACCGUCGAUUGACUUCGAUCAUUCAGAUACCACGACCAGCGCCGCUACCAACACCGACAACUAUAUUUCAAAUACCAUUCGCUGCGUAGGUUGUGCAGCAUACAUGUGCGUCAAUCACGAUACCGGAAGGGUCGCUUUAAACCAAAUAUGCCAUCUUUGUGGGGUCGUCUCGUGCAAUUUGACGUCUGAAUGUCCUGAUCCGAGCCCUCAGAACAAGUUAUACUCUCUGAAAAACUUGACAAAAGACGAAAUUCCACAAUUUCUUCGGGAAGUCGAUUGUAUCGAAGCACCCGAGGAAGGUCAUCUCAAUUCAAGUGAAAUUGGCUAUCUUGAGAUCUAUUUGGCAAUGCAUGACAUUACCUGGCAAGACAGCUGGCAAGUCUGCCUCGAUAACUAUGAUACCCAGGCUUACGUAUGCACGGCAGCGACGCGUAUGAUACCCUGGGUGAAGUCUGUGUUUGAUACCUUUGUCGUUAGGCAGCCGAAUGCUAUGGAAAUCAUCAAUGCCGAUAGCUCACUGCGAUAUACCAACGUUUCCGAUUAUCUGACGGCUUGUUACACCUGCACAGCAACCUUUGUCAAUGGACAGUACUUUGGAUUUUGGCGUUCGGUCCUUCCCAGUGAUCUACCCUCCUUUAUCAAUGAACGCGAGUAUUGUCGUUGGGGAAAAGAGUGCGCUACGCAAUGGAAUAUUGAAUCUCAUGCCGAAAGACUGAAUCAUUUACAUGAAAAACAAUGA